AUGAUCUCAGUUAGUGGACGCUACAUGAUCUUGUUUAAGUAUCCGCUAUUGAGAGCUCCAUUCGGACAGAAAAUCAACGAGCCGCCGGCGUUCCUCCGGCCCCAGAGCCGCCUGCGGACGUUCGCCGGAGAGAACUUUGUCUUCCAGUUGGCAGCAUCGGACCCCGAGGGCUCAGCGCUCCUCUUCCAGCUGGAGGAGGGGAUUGACGUGGUGCCGUGUGGCUGUCAGAACGGAGGUACCUGCGUGACGGACGUCAGUUUCCCAGCCGGCAGCGGGACGUACCUGUGUGUGUGUCCCGAGGGAACGCAGGGCGAUCUCUGUGGCGAGGACGCGGACGGAUGUCUCUCAGCGCCAUGCACGGUCGGCAGAUGCAUCAACGCAGCCGGCGGCGGGUACCGCUGCCAGUGUCCCACGGGGCUGAGAGGUGUAACAUGCCUGGAAGAUAUCAAUGAGUGUGAAAGGAAGCCGUGUUUCCCAGGAGUCCAGUGCUUCAACAGCUUCGGUUCCUAUGGCUGCGGCCCAUGCCCCAAAGGCAUGCUGGGAAAUGGGACAGUAUGUACAGCAGUCGCCAGGUCAGUCCCUGUCCCUCCCACAUCUGCUUCUCGUACGACGCUCUACAAAAUACCAGAUGUUCUACAGCAGCCACCCAUAGGAAAGACAGACACUUUCCGGAAGACCUCAAGUGGUAGCUCCCCGCAGACAAAGGCUGAGAAGACUAUUCCAAGGAUUGAUCCGAACCGAUCACAAACUAAGACCACUACUUGGAGACGGAUUCCAGGAAUGAGUCUGAACCCGACACUCACUCAGGCAGAAACUAACAAGAGCAUCACAGCAGUUACACCAAUCCUGUCCCAAACAAACACUAAUGCUUUGAGAAGAAGCCCAGGAAUUAAACUUCACCCAUCCACGUCUAACACGGACACUUUCAACAAUGUCUCAGGAACGACACCGGAGCGAGUCAAGCCUGAUCAGCCCAAAAUCAGCAACACUAUUGCCAAGACAUCCACUGUAGCCCCACCUUCGAGAAGUGGCGGAUCAGCUUCAGGAUCUGGUCAGUCUCCGGUUGUGAAUGUGUCCGCUACGUGUGCCAGCAGGCCCUGCUUCCCCGGGGUUCAAUGCAUCAACCGCAGGCCGCCACACGUGGGCUACGUCUGCGGCCGUUGCCCGCCCGGCCUUUACGGCAACGGACGGGUCUGCAUGAAGAACGCCAAGGCAGCAUCCAAUCACCUUCCUCAGCAGCAGGCUGUUGUCAAGACCGGCCGCUCCCCGCAAGGAGGCAGCGGCAAAGUCUCACAGCUGCACCUGCCCAACCUGCCCACCAGGCACGGCAUCAAACACCUGUCAUGGUCCGUCACCAGAGCCAACCGAGAGAAUGCUCCACGCCAGGUUCCCGCUUCGGGGAGGGGAGGCGGGACGGAGAGGAGAGAGGCGGUCACUGUUGCUUCAAGAGAUGUUGCCAGAACAUCAGUCGGCGCCCUCCACAGUGCUGACCUCAGAUCAGACGCCAGGACGUACACCAGAUCUAGCACAACUAUCUCCGAGAAGGUUCUGGUGCCCAGUGUGACGGUCUCCAAGUCUGAAGCAGCAUUGACUGGUGCCACAUCUUCGAAGGUAACACCGCGCUCUCCUCACCUAUCUACUCAGUCUGGCAAGGUAACGCAGUCCAAACAGCCAACCCAGCCCCAGCUCAAACAUCUGGCAUCCACCCAAACCAAACCCUGGACCCCUGCCAGACCUGCCCUCCCCCUGACAGCGGCCCUCACCGCUCUGUCGUACUCGCUGUCUGAGUCAGAGUUCUCUGCAGAUGGAGAUGAGGCCGUGCCUGGAUCUGAAGGCCCAGAGGUGCUGGCGUUCACAACGCCGGGCAAGACGGUGUACAGCUCUCAGCUACAAAGAGCCCCCUCCAUCCAGCCAGGGGUUAGGAGUGGAACAACGGCCGACAAACAUGUGAAAACCUGCGCCGACCGCCCAUGUUUCCCCGGCGUCCCGUGUGAACCAGCCUGGGAUGAGGGGUUCCGCUGCGGCAGGUGUCCUGUAGGAUACACCGGAGACGGACGAGCCUGUCGAGCUGUUUGCAGGCAUACGUGUGGUCGGAACAUGGAGUGUGCCGCGCCCAACACGUGCCGCUGCAAGCCAGGCUACACUGGAGUUGAAUGCCAGACAGCAAUCUGUGAGCCGGACUGUAUGAACGGAGGUGUUUGCGUUGCGCCCGCCGUGUGUCGCUGUCUCGGAGGGUUUCACGGAGAAACCUGUCAGGAAGCUCUGUGCAGGUUACCGUGUGAAAACGGAGGCACCUGUGUGGGACUGCACACCUGUUCAUGUCCGUACGGGUUUGUUGGACCUCGAUGUGAGACCAUGGUGUGCAGCCGCCACUGUCACAACGGAGGCCAGUGUGUGUCUCCAGACGAGUGCCGGUGUCCGACAGGCUGGACCGGGCCGACCUGUGAGACUGCUCUCUGCUCGCCCGUGUGUCUAAACGGAGGUUGGUGUGUUCGGCCCAAUACUUGCGAGUGUCCUCACGGUUUCUACGGGCUGCAGUGUCAGAACGCGUUCUGCAGUCCUCCCUGUAAGAACGGCGGCCGGUGUAUAAGAAACAACGUGUGCUCCUGUCUGCAGGGAUACAUCGGGAGGCGAUGCGAGAGAAGCGUGUGUGAGCCCGUGUGUAUGAACGGUGGCAGGUGUGUCGCUCCAGAUGUUUGCGAUUGUCCGUCAGGUUGGCGAGGAAAGAUCUGUGAUAAACCCAGCUGUCUGCAGACAUGUCUGAACGGAGGCGAGUGUGUGGGAGCCAACGCCUGCCGCUGCGCCGCGGGAUGGUGCGGCACGCUGUGUCACAUCCCUCACUGUGAACAGAAGUGUCUCUACGGCAGCCGGUGCGUCCGGCCCAACGUCUGCGCCUGCCGGAGCGGAUCCUCCGCCGCUCUCUGCUCCACGAGGCUCCCUAUCCCCCGAGGUUGAGGCCCAACAAACAGCCAGAGUUCAAUCCGCGCCGAUAAUUCAACCUUCCGAUGAAACGGAGCAUCGUCAGUAGAAAAGCCCGAAAUGUCUCUCCACUGGGAAAUAAAAGUCUCUCUGAGACUAUCUCGCCUUGUACUUGACAGAGAUAAAGACGUCCACAAUGCUUCUUUCUCCAGACUCCUACAUAACGUUAUAAAAGUCUGUGGCACCGUUUUCUCUUCUUCCAUACAUGAAGCAAACACCUGGGUUGUGAUCAGGACUUUACAAGCAGCUAUUCCAUGCACUGGUCAGGCUAAUCAUUUCAAAACUGCAGUUGGGGAGAGUUUUUAACUGGAAGUUCCAUUGUGUUCAGGUUCAAACUACAAACCUCUGUAUGAGUAUUUAUUUAUUUGGUUGUUUUAUAUUGUCACAUAUUUCUUGUUGUAUAUACUGUAUCUUAAAGGGUAAUUUCAGGUUGUUGUUUUUUUUAAACCUGGACCCUAUGUUCCCGUGUUGUUGUACCUUUGGAGCAACAACCUUUGAAACUGGUCCAGUAUUAAGCGAGAACGCUGUAAACAGCAGCUAUAAUGUAACCAUACGGGACAGAUAUUCAGCAGCAGUUAGAGUCCACUAAAAGUUCUAUUGUUGCUGCUGAGAGACUCAUAUUAUUAUUCUAAGUGUCUGACAACAUUAUAGAAAGGAUCUUACUCUUUAACUAAAAGCUCUAAGAUCCUUUUAGUUUAACAUGAAACUGC
This is a messenger RNA of Perca fluviatilis (European perch), 3689 nucleotides long. RefSeq names its product neurogenic locus notch homolog protein 1-like. Lineage: Eukaryota; Metazoa; Chordata; Actinopteri; Perciformes; Percidae. The record is from RefSeq and is a predicted model, not a curated record. Gene Ontology annotation, molecular function: signaling receptor binding; calcium ion binding. The transcript is spliced from 18 exons. Gene Ontology annotation, cellular component: cell surface; extracellular region. Bases 1 to 2955 code for a protein of 984 amino acids. Gene Ontology annotation, biological process: anatomical structure development.